AACGCUUCUCAAUCUUCCAUCGAGCAUCUUCCUCAAGAUCCAUUGAUCGCUCGAUCUUCACCGUCCCGUCCCACGGGCGCAAAUUUGUAGCGAAAGAGGAUCUUCGCAGCUGGGACGGCGCUGUUUGUUUCUUUGGUAGCGGUGGUGACCGCUGUGGAGCUAUGGUUUGCUCGUCCUCCUCGAUCUGCAACUGCCCGGAGUUUGCCGCCGCCGAUUGGGACUUUCCGGCGCCAUUGGAGAUGUUUUUGGGGGUUAAAGGCGGUUCAUUGCCUUCUUCGUCCAUUUUUUUCGAUCGAGAGGGAUAUCGACGAGAGAGGUGGCUGCAGCGGCGGCGGGGAUGGAGGCGGUGGAGAGUGAGGGUAGAGAAGGUCUGAUGUAAGGGUAGGAUGCUCUGAACAAAGUUUUUUCUGCAAGAAAAUCAUAUCGACGUAUUACUGUGGUAAAUCAAAAUCCUUUACCAGUCUACCUGAUGCAGCAUCAUGCUCUUCCAUUAAAGAAAUCACUAUACCAGGAAAUGAAUACACUAGAAAAUGCAACAACUUUCUGGCUUAUAUAAGACUAGAAUCCCAAUAUGUCGAGAAGCUAUAAUGGUGGCAUUUCAGAAGGGCGUACAAAGACUUGAAGUAUGCCCUGUCUCAUGGCAUACUCAGUUACCCACAACAUUUCUACCUCUAUUUCAUUCUCAUAGUUGCAGAUGCAGCUUUCCUCCUUUUCGCCACUUGCGCGAUGAUCCAUGCACUCCCUUGGUUGGGAGUGCUGGUGACUGCUUAACUCCUUGAAGAUAUGGAAGGGUGUAUGAUGAAGCUGUCAUUUCACUAUCUUAUAUUGCUCCUUAAGGAUUUGAAGUUUCUGAGGUGUGCUAAUCAUCAUGGACGGAUUUGUGGAAAAGGCAACUACUGAGGAACUGAAGAUGUUCUACGGACUCGACCGCGAACUUUACACGAUCCUAGUAAGUGAGCUCUGCCGUAAUCCUCUGGAGUCCCUGCAGAUCAUGGGGCUGUGGCUCUGGUUGGAGCGCUUAGGCAUUUGCAAUGUCAUAAGCAAGAUCUUGGCCAUGACUCCUGCCCUAAUCAACCUGCUCGCCGACGAGGCCGUGACGUGCCUCGACUAUAUUAGCAGCCCCUCCCACACCCAGCCCCCUUCUGGGUCGAACAACCGGACGUUCGGCCAGAUAAGCGCCCUUUUGGACCGGAGCAUAACUCACCAGUUCUUUCACACGCAUCAGAACAUUAUCGUCAAGGAAAUGCAGAAGCUGUUGAAUGAUAUUUACAUUCCUGUUUUAUCUGACAUAAUGGACUUUGCUCGCAGUGGCGGUUUCGCCGCUGCAAGCUCGUCGCAGCCCGCGAGGAGGAACCAAAGUGGGUUGUCGUCGCACGCCCCGGCUUACCAGCCGAGAGCACCCGCCCCUGCCCCCCCCGCCGCCGCUUAUGUCGAUCCGUUGAGUCUAAACUUUGCAGGGCUGAGCAUUCAGGGGAGUCCGAUGGUCCGGGCCCCCGCCCUCAACUCGGUCCAGACAACGGCCCGACCGACGACGGUGACUGUCCGCGCCCCGAACCCCAACCCCAACCCCGCCAGGGGUUACGGGAACGAGCCGCCGUCGGAGUACUCGCGGACGAUGUUUGCGACGUUCUCGAAGGGGUACCCGGUGACGGAAGGGGAGGUGAGGCACUUCUUCACGACGUUGCUGGGGGAGUGCAUCGACUCGCUGCACAUGCAGGAGGUGCGGGGGGAGGAGCAGCCGCUGUACGCGCGGAUCGUGUUUCUGCACCCGGGAUUCAUCCAGUCGAUCCUGAACGGGCAGAGCAAGGCGAAGUUCACGAUCAACGGGAAGCACGUCUGGAUGCGGCGGUUCGUCCCGAGGAACGGCCGGAUCCUGCCCCCCUGUGGAUGCCCCCCCCACAUCUGCCCCCACCAGCCCCAGCCCCAGCCCUUCUAUUAUUGAUCCAUCCAUCCAUCUAUCUAUCCAUCUAAGCUGUGUUUUGUAGUAUUUUGCUGUUGUUGUUGGUAAAUUUGAAUGAAUGAAUGAAUGAUGUGUUGGGAGAGUUUAGUGAAUGAGUGUUCAGAGGAGGUGUGAAUUGUGUGUAAAUGCUGUUCAUCAUCUUCAAUUCUGAAUCACAAUUAAUUCUCAAAUUUGCCUGUUUAAUUCCAUAAUUGGAAGAAGCAAAUGGACUGAAUAUGCAUAUGUGAUUUGGUCU
Andrographis paniculata is the source of this 2195-nucleotide messenger RNA. RefSeq lists its product as uncharacterized. The coding region runs from base 869 to 1942 and encodes 357 amino acids. NCBI's taxonomy places the organism in Eukaryota, Viridiplantae, Streptophyta, Magnoliopsida, Lamiales, Acanthaceae. The record is from RefSeq and is a predicted model, not a curated record. The transcript has 4 exons.